AUGGAAAACUCCAAGGCAAACGAACAAAUGCAAAAGGCGUUGAGCGGAGGAGACGCAAAAAAUGAAACGGAAGAAAAACGAGUGAGCUAUUUGGAAAAAUGUUUGGCUAUUAAUGAGCAAACAUCGGAUAAAGGCUCCACUGAUUCACAUGAUGCCUUGCUGGAAGAUGACAGAAUGAAGGGGUCUCUUGCUCAGGUUGAUUUGUCUGACUCGAGUGGCAAGUACCUAUCCUUCGGCACGAUGUUUCAUGACAAGGGCACGUGCAACCCAUGCAGAUACGAAUGGACACGCGGGUGCCACCUGGGGGAACACUGCAGGUUUUGUCACCACCCCUCCCAUGUUAGCCCCACUACUAAGCGCGUCAUUCCGAAUCCACAGGAUUUAAAGAAAACAAAAGUCACGCCUGAGAACAUCUUGUCGUCGUGGAAAUGUAAAGGCAACCCCUGGAACAGGAAGUCACCAAAAAAUGGCGUGUCCCCAACCCAUCAGUGCAACGACCAGGGACAAAUGAAGUUGGAAGAAAAAACGAGUCCGAAGAACCUCCUAUCCAAUUCUGAUGUGCUGAGCAACGGUUGUUCGAAUGAAGAUCCUGCACAAACUGAACCACACCGUCAUGGCGAGGGGAGUGACAGAGUUGUAAGCGACAGCGCUGUAGGUGUUGAAGCAGUAGGUGACAUCGCCGUACAUGAUAAAGGUGUAAAUGAUAGCGCCGUACAUGACAACGCCGUAGAUGAUAAAGGUGUAAAUGACAAGGCUGCAGAUGAGGAAGAGUCACCGAACGAGGGCGUGAGCACCAGAGUUGACGUUUCUGUUAACGGCGUCAGCACAGAGGACGGCAACAGCGCAGCAUAUCACGACGUUGAAGAUGAGUAUGAAGAAAUUUUACGAAUUGGAAAUGACGCUGCUCUUGAGUGUGACAUGUCCAGUGAAGAGGAUACGGAUUACGCAGCGAUGGUGAGAAGAGGCAUCGGAGUAGACCAAGAAGAAGUAAUGAGCACUCGAGCAGAAGUAGGACAUGAUCACACACACAGAAGUGGGGUAGAAGAUAUAUAUGAAGAUUUGUCCAGCAGUGAAAGCGGGGGGGAGUAUGAUUAUGUUUGUAGCAGAAAUGAGCAGGGGCACAAUGACCUUGUGUGUGGAAUGUUUGAUGUGUCCGUUGACAGUUCGAUCAUGAGCCAUGUGUGUGUGGCGAGUGAAGACGACGUGGCGAGAGAUGACUUUGAGGAGGAAUCUGUACAAGACAGCCCUUUCAACGCUGAUGCUGCUUCUAACGACACCCCUGUCGGCUCCCCUACUGAUUCUAACUACACUGCUCUCAACGCUGGUGCUGCUUCUAACGACACUCCUGUCGACUCCCCUACUGAUUCUAACUACACUGCGCUCAACGCUGGUGCUGCUUCUAAUGACUCUCCGGUUAGCUCCCCUACUGAUUCUAACUACACUGCCCCUACUGAUUCUAACUACACUGCGCUCAACGCUGGUGCUGCUUCUAAUGACUCUCCGGUUAGCUCCCCUACUGAUUCUAACUACACUGUUCUCAACGCUGGUCCUGCUUCUAAUGACUCGCCUAUCAACUCCGCUACUGAUACGAACGACAGUCCUGUCAGCUCCGGUAUUGAUUCUAACGACAGUCCUAUCAGCUCCGAAACUGCUUCUAAUGAUAGCCCCGUCAACUUCGACGCUGAUGCUGAUCUUAACAUGAUGAGAGGUGGCCGUGUGCAGAAUUACAAUGGAGAAUACAGAAGUGGAGACAACUCGUAUAGGGAAAGAGACUAUGGUGUACAUUUUGAAAUCCCGCAUGACACAGAGGAUGUUACUGUUAUGAACGGCUUGCAUGGGGUUAACCACGCGAACAAUAUGAACAGCAUGAACAACGCGAACGUAGACUUCAACCUGUCUGACAGUAGCAACGUAUGCAACACAUGCUUUGUGAACAGCCCCAGUUCUAUGUACAACUCAGACUGCACCAAUAGCACCAGCUUCACCAACCAUAUGAGUUAUUCAGGAGGUACCAGCUUAACACAGGGUAGUGUGUCUGAUGUUAGCACGACUGAUGUGAACCGCGAGAUAGGAAUGAACAGUCCUGCGCAGCAGGCACAACUCAACCAUGUUAACUCCACUAAUGAUGGUACCCCAUUUAGCGGCCGUAACGACGUGAGCCCCUUUGGCGGGAUGCACAGCAUGAACCAGUUUAGCGGCCGUAACGACAUGAGCCCCUUUGGCGGCAUGCACAGCAUGAAUCAGUUUAACGGCCGUAACGACAUGAGCCCCUUUGGUGGGAUGAACAGCAUGAACCAGUUUAGCGGUCGUAAUGAAGUAAGCCCCCGUGGAGACAUGAACAGCAUGAAUCAGUUUAGCGUCCGUAAUGAAGUAAGCCCCAGUGGAGACAUGAACAGCAUGAAUCAGUUUAGCGGCCGUAACGACGUAAGUCCCUUUGGCGGGAUGAACAGCAUGAAUCAGUUUAGCGGCCGUAAUGAAGUAAGCCCCAGUGGAGACAUGAACAGCAUGAAUCAGUUUAGCGGCCGUAACGACGUAAGUCCCUUUGGCGGGAUGAACAUCAUGAACCAUGUUAACAGCCUGAACAAACACAACCACGUUAGCGACCUGUACGGCGUGAACCUUUUUGGCUGCCCCAACGACACGAAUUCCAUGGUCGGGUUGAUCAACAUAAACUCCAUCAACUGCAUGCAUUGUGUCCUCCUCAGAAAUUGUUUUAAUUCUAUGCAGUGCAUGCAGUGCACGAGCUGCAUGUCUAGGGUAUUUUGCGGCAGGUGUUCGAACAACCCCAAUUAUAUGAAGAGCCCCCACUGCAUGGGCAGAACCAACUGCACCGGGGGCACCAACUUCCCCAACAGCAUGAACGACAUGAACGGUGUGAACGGAAUGCAAAAUGUAAAUGGAAUGCACGGAGCGAACUUCACGGGCGGUAUGGACGAGGCCCAAAGAAUGAGAGACAUAAUUGAAUCCCAGUAUAUGAACCACAUGAACGAAGCGCCGCGCAUGGAUGUAACGUGUCCUGCGGGGGGAGUGAACCCAGUGAACAACCAGAACGGAGUGAGCAACCCGAACGUUGUGAACAACCAGAACGGCGUGAGCAACCCGAACGGCGUAAGCAACCAGAACGGCGUAAGCAACCAGAACAUUGUGAGCAACCCGAACGGCGUGAACAACCCGAACAUUGUGAGCAACCAUAAUAAAUUGAAUCACGUGAACGGUAUGGACAACAUAAACACCACGGACAAUGGGAUGUGUGUCACAUGCCAUCACGGCCCAAACAGCACGAUCAACAGCACGGUCAACAGCGUAGGAUCGAACAGCAUGACCGAUGGAAGCAGAAUGGCCACAGCUAACAUCGGAAUGGACACCGUUAACAGUACAAACGGACAGAACAGCCCGAACGGUGGAAGCGGAUCGAACAGACUUUACUGCGCAAACUGUAGGUGCAUGCUGAACCAAGGGGACACUUCGAAUGGAGGAAGUCAAAAUGAGCCAUGUGUAUACAACGGACUGUACCUUUGCCACAAUUGCAGAAAUAACAUGUGCCGCUCCUCUAAUUAG
Plasmodium fragile is the source of this 3558-nucleotide messenger RNA. RefSeq lists its product as uncharacterized. Gene Ontology annotation, molecular function: metal ion binding. The transcript has 4 exons. The record is from RefSeq and is a predicted model, not a curated record. Bases 1 to 3558 code for a protein of 1185 amino acids. Lineage: Eukaryota; Apicomplexa; Aconoidasida; Haemosporida; Plasmodiidae.